AGCUGUGGAAGAGAGGAAUGAGUUGGAAGCUGCACCACUCACAAAAGGCUUGGAGCUUGUAUCUGAACCAGUGGUGCCGGCUUUAGAAGAAACAAAAGAGCUAUCAAAAGCACCAGUCAUGGAAAAAUUAGAGUCCACAUCUGAAGAGCCCGAACCGGCUGCGGAAGAGACGAAAGAGUUGGAUGCUGCACCACUCGCAAAAGGCUUGGUGUUCGUAUCUGAACCAGCGGUGUCGGUUCUAGACGAAACAAAAGAAAUACCAAAGAAACCACUUGAGGCAGCAUCACAGCCGUCAUCAGAAGCGCUGAUAUCGGUUGCCGAAGAAACAAACGCAAUAACAGAGGUACCCUCUCCAGGUGUACAAAAACAAUUAUCCAAUCUGCCAGGUCAGCAACUCUCAGAUGUACGCAGUUCAUCAGUGCCAAAACCACCAGCCUUAGCAGAAAUGAAAACGGAACGCUCCGGAAUAGCUGACCAAGAUCAAACACAUGGUUUGUCUGAAUAUAGGUUUAUUGAACACGGGAUAUCUGAAGAAGAACAAAAACAUGGCGCGGAAGUGCAAGCCGUCAAAAAAGGCAGUCCUGGUGUCCGAGAAAUAUUUUCGGCGGAAAUAAAACCUUCGUUUGAGCCAGUAGUGGUAAAAACUAAGCGCGAUCAAGAAUCUAUAUCAGUGACGCCAGCCGCAGAUGAAACACGAUUUAGGACAGACACGCCAAGACAACCAGUCGUUGAGCCAAAAGCAUCUGAAGAGGCAGCUACGACAGGGAAAGCUUAUGAGACUGGGGCACUCAUCGAACGACCACAGAAAAAAGUUGGCACACCAGAUACUGCCAUCCAGCAAGUUCCAUCAACAAAUAUAGUGGAACACAAACCAUGGUCUGAAGAAGUAGAAAUAUUAGAAGAGCCCAUGCCUACUAAAGCUGCCAUUGAGUCUACCGACAGUAAGCAAGACGCAAUGGAAAAGUACAUAGCAUACUCUUACACCGAUCCAGAAGAGCUACCGCGUCGUCCAAUGAAUCCAUUUUACGCCUACCUUGGCAGAUACCCUCCUCUAGACGCUGUCAGGAAAAAGCCUGACAGAGGCGGAGAGAAAACGCAAAAAUCCGAAGAGAUAGCAUGCGCUUUAGAAGCGAAUAAAGUGCAAAUUGAAGUUUCACCUUAUACGCCAGCAGUUCCAUUAUCAAAAGUAGAAAAAGUGCGAAUGUCGCCUUCAACAAAGGCAUUUCAAGAAAAUUCCACUACAAUGUCAUCGCCAAUUUCCAAACCGAGGCUUCAAACUAAGGUUUCAAAAGGUUUUGUAAUGCCUGGGCUACCCAUGAAACGCCCGGCGAGCGCAGAGCUACCGGAAGGAAAACAUGAAGGCCACUCUACCAUUCUUGAAGGAACAAAAGUUGAAAGUGAAGCGCCAUUAGAAGUGCCGCAACAACCAAGCCAUUACAAAAGAUAGAACAGAAGACUUCAACAGCAGCUUCAAUGGUAACAGGAGUUGUCCUAAAGAAAACUUUUGUAAUGCCACAACUGCCACAGGUAGCUUUUGAUAAACAAUGUAGUGGAAAGCCACCGAAAAGUGAAAGCGUUGUUGAUCAGGCUAUACC
Rhipicephalus microplus (southern cattle tick) is the source of this 1595-nucleotide messenger RNA. RefSeq lists its product as uncharacterized. Lineage: Eukaryota; Metazoa; Arthropoda; Arachnida; Ixodida; Ixodidae. The record is from RefSeq and is a predicted model, not a curated record.